AUCGCACGUCUAGUGAAUAUGGCCAUGGCGAAUAUUGAUCAGUAUUGUCCCAGUAUGAAUGUGAGGUUGUUUAUAAACAAGGCAAAAUCGUACGAAAUUUGAAAAUCUAGAAAUUUUGACCUUUGACGUAGAUAGAAUUUUUGUUAUUAAUGAAGUAAUUACUUGUGUAUUACAGUCAGUUUUGCAACCACCUUGUUGGGUCAUGUGGUCCAUGUUCACUGUCACUGUCAAUAAUUCCAGUGUUACUGUUAGAUGUAUUCUAUAGACUAAUGUUCCUGAACCACAUGUCUGUCACAGCCACCUUGUUGGGUCCAUGGGAUUUUAUGAAACAAACAAAAACUGACAGAAUAUUCAUAUGUAUAUCAAAAUGGAUAUUCAUUGUACUAGCAUUUAAAUGUAAAGUGCUGACAUCAAUGGUGAACUGAUAGUGGACUUUUUGUACAUUCCCAUUUCUUCUCUAUUUUUCUGUUCCCAUGGCAGCCACAUUGAUUCAUAACUUUGCUAAAUCUUCUGGCCACUUGUCAUCCACUCAGCUUCUUGUUUCAAACAUCAGGUUUUUCAAAUAUUUGAAUUUCUCAUUUCGAAUCUGUCAUCAGAUUAAUGAAGAAGUCACAAAAUGCUUAGAAUUGAAGACUCCAUUAAGUGAUCAUGGUCUUCAGAAAUACACCCUUAAAACUCCAAAGGGAACAAAAGACUAUGGCCCUCACCAGAUGGCAAUUAGGGAGCAAGUAUUUGAUAAAAUUAUUCGUUGUUUUAAAAGACAUGGUGCAGAAACCAUUGACACUCCUGUCUUUGAACUGAAGGAGAAUCUUACCGGAAAAUAUGGAGAAGACAGCAAACUUAUCUAUGACUUAGCAGACCAGGGUGGUGAAGUUCUGUCUCUUAGGUAUGAUCUGACUGUACCAUUUGCUCGUUACCUAGCAAUGAAUAAGAUCACCAGUUUCAAAAGAUACCAGAUUGCCAAGGUUUACCGGAGGGAUAAUCCUGCCACAAGUCGUGGGAAGUAUAGAGAAUUUUACCAGUGUGACUUUGACAUUGCAGGCCAGCAUGACUUGAUGCUUCCUGAUGUGGAAUGUGUAAAGAUUGCUGUGGAAAUCCUAUCUGAUCUGAAUCUUGGAGACUUUGUGGUCAAAGUUAACCAUCGUAAGAUAUUAGACAAAAUAUUUGAAGUGUGUGGUGUUUCAUCAGACAACUUUCGCAGUGUUUGUUCUUCUGUUGACAAACUGGGCCAGUGUUCUUGGGAAGAGGUGAAGGCUGAGAUGAUUGAGGAAAAAGGUCUGUCUCCCAAGGUUGCAGAAAGAAUAGGCAUUUACAUCCAGAGAAAUGGUGGCUUAGACCUUAUAGAAGAACUUCUAAAUAAUGAAGAUCUUGCAGGCAAUGGAACAGGUCGAGAAGGGUUAGAAGCAAUGAAACUGUUCUUCAAGUACUGUGAAAUUUAUGGAAUAAGUGAUAAGAUUUAUUUUGACUUGAGUUUAGCUCGAGGACUGGACUACUACACUGGAGUUAUCUAUGAAGCAGCUCUAACAAAAUUAAGUCAUAGAACUCAUUUUGCAAAUGGAGAAUUGCAUGCUGUUGGUAGUGUAGCAGGAGGUGGUCGCUAUGACAACCUUGUUGGAAUGUUUGAUUCAAAACAAAGAAAUGUUCCUUGUGUUGGAAUUAGUAUUGGAAUUGAAAGGAUAUUCUCGAUAAUAGAGGCACGUGCUCAGGUGGAACAUGAGAAACUGAGAACUACAGAAACAGAGGUUUUUGUUGCUUCAGCACAAAAGAAGAUGACAGAAGAAAGAAUGAAGAUUUGCAAAGAACUUUGGGAUGCUGGAAUAAAGACUGAGCAGUCCUACAAAGUGAAUCCUAAAUUAUUAGACCAGCUUCACUACUGUGAAGAACGAUUCAUCCCUUUGGCCAUUAUUAUUGGAGAGACUGAACUGCAGAAAGGUGUCGUGAAGCUUAGAUAUGUAAUGAGUAGAGAAGAGAUAGAAAUCGAAAGAAAUAAGUUAGUUCAAGAAAUUGGAGCUCAUAUCAGGACAUUCUCAAGUAUCAAACAGACCUGAGGGAAUUUUUAUCAGCAUUUCAUUUAAAAUCUGAGACUUUAAUUUCAUUAUUAUCUUAACAUUGAAUAAAUUGUGAAUACAUGAAUUUUUAUCACUUAUAAAAACCAAAGGUAUUUGAUUUAUAUAAAAAACAAGUUUUUAUCAAAAUGCAACAUUAACUAUUUUGCAACAUCUAAUGUAUAUUUUUUAUUAGACCAAAAAUGCUGUUAGCUAAGCAUGGACUGAUAGAACUUGAUAUUAUAAACAAAUAAUAUAAUUUUUUUUAAGAUAUCUAUAUAUGUUUCAUUAUCUAAAAAGUUCAUAAUAUUACUGAAAGAACUUGUGAGCUUUAUUUUAAAGUUGGUGUUGUACUGAAGUAUCUUUGGCUCUGUGUUUCUGGUAAGAUGCCACAAAAUCCCAAACAUUGAACAAUAAAAAGAAUUAAUCAAAUUUUGUGGUUGGUAUUUACAAAAUUUAAGGAUGAAAUGUCUGAAAGUGUGUAGUAAUGGGUUAGUUUCAUAAGUUAUAUCUUGAUUUUGGACAUCAUGUUUCAGUAAAUGUAGUAAUGGGUUAGUUUCAUAAGUUAUAUCUUGAUCUUGGACAUCAUGUUUCAGUAAAUGUAGAACAAGUUUUUAAUUUUUUAUUCUGUUUUUGUAAUCACAAAACAGUUACUCAGGCUUUUGUUAUCUCAAAUAUGCCUGAAAUAAGGAUGUGUUAUUUGAUGGUAAAGUAACAGGUAGCUUGUAUACAUAAAGAUUUAUGGUGUAUUCUUUAGUAUUUGGUGUUUUUUUGCACGCAACACCUGGAUCUCAGUGCUUAAGUUUUUAAACCAAUGAGUAAAUAGUAAGUUUAUCAUAGAUCACCAUAUAAUCAGUAGUGAUACAUAUACCAGUGGUCUCCAAACUUUAGGUAUUCUAUAAGGCACGUUGCAGAGCAAGACUUGGUAAAACACAAAAUAUCUUUAUUUUACAGUUAUUUGUAAUAUAUUUAUUAUAAAAUUUUUAUGCAAAUCAAAAACAGAAUAUAAGAGCACCAUUAGACUACUGUAGUAUAUGCUUCCAGAUGCUCCAGCUGUAAGUCUGAGAAAUUAUAAAACUGAAAAUGGGAUUUUGUUACCCCUCAAUGGGCAGAGCACAGAUAUUCAAUUCUGUAGCUUUGUUUUUAACAACAAACAAGCUUAAACAUAUUACAACAAUAAUCCUCCCCUCCGACAUGAGCAGAAAAUUGCCUUGUUAUUUAGGUGGGAAAAUAUCUCAAUGUGGCUUAUAGCUCUCUCUCUCUGUAGGUCUGUGGACUUACAACACUAUCAUCAGGGAUAGCAGAUAACCCAAUGUGUGUAAAAACAAAGAAACACUCUCAUGUAGUCCAUCACUUGUGAUGAUGACAGGUCAGAUGCAUUACGCUCUCAUCUCAUCUUUUGGGUCUAUGAGUGCACAAGAAUGAUCUUGAUGCACACAAUGUAGCACUUGUUACAGUUCCGAUGUAGCAAUCAUCUCUCACAGCUAACAGGUAGUUUCAUCUUUGCAGGCUGUUGUGGUCAAGUGAGAAGGUGGGAUCUGCUAUUGGCAAACUCUCUGAUGCUAUCUCAUCUUAAAUGGUAUGACUUCCAGUAAUAUAAUUACUUUGCUUUAAAUAUUUACAGUAUUUUUACAUUAUCUCAGUCAAGACGUAUGUAUGUAUGUCAUAUAUAUAUAUUGUAAAAAAUCUGAGCUAAAUUAAAGACAACUUGUCCUAACAGGAUCACACUAGACUAGUGCUCUACCAACUAAGCUACCAGAACUCAAGUAAAAUCCAACCUGUUCUAACAUUCACAACUUGGCAUUCUGAAACUAAAAACACAUAAUAGCACUAGUUGAUGUACCUACUGAACUGUCAUAAGUGACUCCUAAACCUAACCAUUCUGUACUUUUUUAGAAACCUUAUAUGUAAGAUCAACAAGUAUUCAACAUUGUAAAGGCCAUAUGUGAUAUUUUUUAAAAGUUAAGAUCAGUUUUAGCGAGUACCUUUAAGUAGAUUAUCAAUGUUAAGAUAACUAUUUUCAGUUAAUAAAUUUGCCAUUUGAGUCACCUGUUUUUAAA
Limulus polyphemus (Atlantic horseshoe crab) is the source of this 4105-nucleotide messenger RNA. Its product is annotated as histidine--tRNA ligase, cytoplasmic. Gene Ontology annotation, biological process: mitochondrial translation; histidyl-tRNA aminoacylation. The transcript has 15 exons. Gene Ontology annotation, molecular function: histidine-tRNA ligase activity; ATP binding. NCBI's taxonomy places the organism in Eukaryota, Metazoa, Arthropoda, Merostomata, Xiphosura, Limulidae. Gene Ontology annotation, cellular component: cytoplasm; mitochondrion. The record is from RefSeq and is a predicted model, not a curated record. Bases 474 to 2048 code for a protein of 524 amino acids.